AAGCUGGCGCCAGUAGCCCGAGAUGCAGUAGCCACUGGAGGUCCUGCAGUUUGGGAGCAGGAGCCAGGUCAGCUGAGGCACGGGCCUGGUUCUGUUCCCCAGGGGCCCAUGGCGAGCAGCCCUGGCCUGGGCCUGUGCUUGGCACUGAGCCUGCAGUUGUUGAACCCCCGGCUCACCUUGGCCCAUAAGACUGUCCACACCCGGAAUGAAAGCUACACUACCAUCCCUUCCACAACACCACCACCCAGCGGGGCCCUGUCCCAGGGUGCAGUUACUGUCAUCAUCACUGUGUUCUCAGUCCUGGGUAUCCUCCUCCUGGUAGUGGCACUGGUCCUGCUGGGUCGGAAGCUUCGGGAGAAACGCCAGACAGAGGGCACCUACCGGCCCAGCAGUGAAGAGCAGUUGUCCCAUGCGGCUGUGGCAGCCCCAGGUCCCCAGGACUCGAAGAACAAGGCGUGGGGCUGGGUGUCCUGCUGGGAUUAGGGCGGGUGCAAAAGGUUUGGGCCCCCAGGGGCUGAGACUUUGGCGAGCGCCGAAACUGAUCACCCCUUUCCCCUCCCCUGGUCAUUUGACUAACAUUCCACCCUCCCGGAGGCCACUUAACUCUCUCAGGUCUAAUCUUCCCCUCCCAGUGAAUAAUAAUAGGUAUUUGAACUGAAAAGGAGGUGCUUGGAAAAGGCUUCCACUCCUACUGGAAAUCCUCCCCCACCCCCUUUUCUCUGAAAUUUCCUCCUCCCCUUUUCCUGAGCCACUACCUCCAAUUCCCUAGAAUUGUCCUGGGGAGGGGCUGCUUGAUUUGUGUUUUUUAUAAAGAUGGUCUUAAGGUCAA
Molecule: messenger RNA, 829 nt
Organism: Dromiciops gliroides (monito del monte)
Lineage: Eukaryota; Metazoa; Chordata; Mammalia; Microbiotheria; Microbiotheriidae
Product: protein crumbs homolog 3-like
Exons: 1
Coding region: 109-483 (124 amino acids)
Source: RefSeq, a predicted model, not a curated record